Drosophila elegans is the source of this 5354-nucleotide messenger RNA. It is a transcript of the gene Frl, whose product is annotated as formin-like protein. The transcript has 9 exons. Gene Ontology annotation, biological process: cell migration; cortical actin cytoskeleton organization; regulation of cell shape. Gene Ontology annotation, cellular component: cytosol. NCBI's taxonomy places the organism in Eukaryota, Metazoa, Arthropoda, Insecta, Diptera, Drosophilidae. Bases 283 to 3852 code for a protein of 1189 amino acids. The record is from RefSeq and is a predicted model, not a curated record. Gene Ontology annotation, molecular function: small GTPase binding; actin filament binding.
GCGUUCGAGAGCAGCGAACAGGCAGCAGCCGCUUUGGAUAUCUUCAACGGAAUCAAAGAGCAACUUUCAAGUUGCCCGGAACGCACCCGUGCCCUCUGCCGGACUGUAUGGGGUACACUCUCGCUGUCCCUUAGCACAGCGCUCCAAGCGGCGAGCAUCGAGGACGCCGCCGGCGGAGGAUCCGGAUUCAGGGGAUUACAGGAUCCAGGGGGAGGCGGCGGAGGUGGAGGAGGAGGAGGCGGCUCCGUCUCCGGUUCCAGCUCAGGUCGCUUUGCCACCAUAAUGGGCGCCGUCAAGUCGAGAACCAUCACCAGCGCCGAUGUGGACGCCGACGAGCAGCUGCAGCAUCCCCAUCCGCACCACCCAUCGAUGCGCAAUGGACACCAGCACAACGGUUCCAUCUCCAGCGGCACGCUGCAGAAGCAGGACCUGCGCUACGACAUCGGCUGCAGUUCCCAGUACCAACACGUCCGACAGCCGAGCUUGCGGAGCCGGAGCCAGCAGCCGAUGCCCACCACGGACGAGCUGGACCGGCGAUUCGCCAAGGUUCUGGCUUCGAUGGAUUUGCCACCGGAUAAAGCAAAGCUACUCCGAAACUAUGAUGACGAAAAGAAAUGGGACAUGGUAUGCGAUCAAGAAAGGGUGCAGGCAAAGGAUCCGCCCUCACAUUACUUGAGUAAACUGCGAACAUAUUUGGACCCAAAGGCCUCACGGAGUCAUCGGCUUUACCUCUUCUACUUUCUUUGUCAGAAACGGAAAAUGGUCGGCGAGUCCACGUCCACCCAGGUGCUUCGGGAUCUGGAGAUCUCGCUGCGCACCAACCACAUUGAGUGGGUGAAGGAGUUUCUGGACGACACGAACCAGGGUCUGGAUGCCCUGGUCGACUAUCUCAGCUUCCGGCUGCAUAUGAUGCGGCACGAGCAGCGCCUCCAAGGUGUCCUGUGUGCCUCCGAGGAGCGCUUGAAUCUCACCAGCGUCGGCGAUGGCGGCGAGAUGGUGCUGGGCACCAGCAGUUCCAUUAGUCCCGGCGGACCAGGUGUUGCGCUGUCCCAUGGGGGCAGUGCAGGUCAUGGCCUCGGCAACGGCUCCCUACUGCUGGAUGCCAGGCAGCAGCACGGCCAGCACCCAGUGUCCUAUGGAUUCCUGCGACCCACCAUUGCCGAUGCCCUCGACAGUCCCAGUUUGAAGCGGAGGUCACGGCACAUCGCCAAGCUGAACAUGGGCGCCGCCACGGACGACAUCCAUGUGUCCAUUAUGUGCCUGCGUGCCAUCAUGAACAACAAGUACGGCUUCAACAUGGUCAUCCAGCAUCGCGAGGCCAUCAACUGCAUUGCCCUGAGUCUCAUCCACAAGUCGCUGAGGACGAAGGCCCUGGUCCUGGAGCUCCUGGCGGCCAUCUGUCUGGUCAAGGGCGGGCACGAGAUCAUUUUGGGCUCGUUCGACAACUUCAAGGAUGUGUGCCAGGAGAAGCGGCGCUUCCAGACCCUCAUGGAGUACUUCAUGAACUUCGAGGCCUUCAACAUCGACUUCAUGGUUGCGUGCAUGCAAUUCAUGAACAUUGUGGUUCACUCGGUCGAGGACAUGAACUACAGGGUGCAUCUGCAGUACGAGUUCACUGCGCUGGGCCUGGACAAGUAUCUGGAGCGGAUUCGACUGACAGAGUCGGAGGAGCUGAAGGUACAGAUCUCCGCCUAUCUGGACAACGUUUUCGACGUGGCCGCCUUGAUGGAGGACUCCGAAACGAAGACCUCAGCCCUGGAGCGAGUCCAGGAGCUGGAGGAUCAGCUGGAGCGAGAGAUCGAUCGCAACUCGGAGUUCCUCUAUAAGUAUGCGGAACUGGAGACCGAGAACCUCACGCUGAAGACGGAGCGAGAGCAGUUGGCCAUGAUUCGCCAGAAGCUGGAGGAGGAGCUGACCGUCAUGCAGCGCAUGUUGCAGCACAACGAGCAGGAGCUGAAGAAGCGGGACACACUGCUGCACACGAAGAACAUGGAGUUGCAGACGCUUAGUCGCUCCUUGCCACGAUCCGUGUCCAGUGGCGAUGGUUCUUUGGCAAACGGCAAUCUCCUGGCUGGAGCAUGUUCUGGGGCAGCCUCGCUAGCGCUGCCGCCGCCCCCGCCUCCUAUGCCCGCCUCACCGACUGCAAUGUCAGCUGCUCCUCCACCCCCACCGCCGCCAGCACCACCGGCCCCACCACCACCGCCCAUGAUGCCGGGCUUCAGUCCACUGGGUAGUCCGAAUGACAGUCUCACCUCGACGGUGGCGUCGCCACCACAUGACCCACCCAUGCUCAGCUCCUUCCAGCCACCGCCGCCUCCGGUGGCCGGCUUUAUGCCCGCUCCCGAUGGCGCUAUGACCAUCAAGCGCAAGGUGCCCACCAAAUACAAGUUGCCCACCUUGAACUGGAUAGCAUUGAAGCCCAACCAGGUGCGUGGCACAAUUUUCAACGAGUUGGAUGACGAAAAGAUCUUUAAGCAAAUCGACUUCAACGAGUUUGAGGAGCGGUUUAAGAUCGGCAUUGGCGGCGCCUUGCGCAAUGGCAGCAAUGGAACCGAGGUCGAUGGCUCGCUGCAGUCCAGCAAACGCUUCAAGAGGCCCGACAAUGUCUCGCUGCUGGAGCACACGAGGUUGAGAAACAUUGCAAUCUCUCGUCGCAAGCUGGGUAUGCCCAUUGACGAUGUCAUCGCUGCCAUCCACAGUCUCGACCUCAAGAAACUCUCGCUGGAGAACGUCGAGCUGCUGCAGAAGAUGGUGCCCACGGAUGCCGAGGUCAAGUCCUACAAGGAGUACAUUAUCGAGCGCAAGGACCAGCAGCUGCUCACCGAAGAGGACAAGUUCAUGCUGCAGCUAUCGCGAGUGGAGCGCAUCUCGUCCAAGCUGGCCAUCAUGAACUAUAUGGGCAAUUUUGUCGACAGCGUUCAUCUCAUUAGUCCGCAAGUGCAAUCUAUAGCAGGAGCUUCCACUUCUCUUAAACAAUCGCUGAAAUUCAAGGCUGUUUUGGAAAUAGUUCUGGCCUUUGGCAAUUAUCUCAACAGCAAUAAGCGGGGACCGGCCUACGGCUUUAAGCUGCAAUCGCUGGAUACGCUGAUUGAUACGAAAUCCACGGACAAGCGAUCGUCGCUGCUGCACUACAUUGUGGCCACGAUUCGGGCCAAGUUCCCGGAGCUGCUGAACUUCGAAAGCGAGCUGUACGGGACGGAUAAGGCGGCAUCGGUGGCCCUGGAGAAUGUGGUGGCCGACGUUCAGGAGCUGGAGAAGGGCAUGGAUCUGGUGCGCAAGGAGGCCGAUCUGCGGGUGAAGGGUGUCCAGACGCACAUUCUGCGCGACUUCCUCAACAACAGCGAGGAUAAGCUGAAGAAGAUCAAGAGCGACCUGCGGCACGCGCAGGAGGCCUUCAAGGAGUGCGUGGAGUACUUUGGCGACUCCUCGCGAAAUGCCGAUGCGGCUGCCUUCUUUGCGCUGAUCGUGCGCUUCACAAGAGCAUUUAAGCAACACGAUCAAGAGAACGAGCAGCGGCUGCGACUGGAGAAGGCGGCUGCGUUGGCCGCCUCCAAGAAGGAGAGCGACCAGGUGCUGAUGCGCAACAAGGUCAACCAGAAGAAGCAACAGUUGCCCUCAAAUGGCGCGUUAUCCUUGCAGGACGCGGUCAUAAACGAGCUGAAGAGCAAGGCGCACUCGGUGCGCGAGAAGAAGCUGCUGCAGCAGGACGAGGUAUACAACGGAGCCCUGGAGGACAUCCUGCUCGGACUGAAGAGUGAGCCGUACCGGCGGGCGGAUGCAGUGCGGCGGUCGCAGCGCCGGAGGAUCGACAAUAAUCGCCUGUCGCGAACGCUGGAGGAGAUGGAUAGCUAGACAGGAAAUCGAGAUCGACGGAACGAUGGAACGACGACGACGACGACGACGACGGGGCAAAGGCAACGAAUCGAAAAUCAAAAUUCACACUGAAACAAAAACAGAAACAGAAACGGAAACGGAAAAGAGAACAUUACAGAUACUGCAAUAUGUGAUUGGGCGAUUAAAUUGUUUUCGAAACACUCGUACACAUACACACCUCACAUUCCCUUCCAUACGAAUCCCUUUUUUUUCGAAUAUUUUCCAAUUUAAUUUUAAGUUGAGCCGGAUACGGCUUACCGUAUCCCAGAAUCCCAAUCCUCAACGGAACAUUUAGCACCGACAACCACAAGCACAACCUAACAUCCCUUCUGUGAAUCUCGCCUUAAAUUUUGAGAGACAUUUUUUAUCGCCAAAAUUUUGUUUGUAAAAAUGCAUUUUAAUUUGGUUGCUUAGAGCUUAAGUUGAACUUGAAAAUUCGAAUGGUGUAUUUAUCAAAUUUUUAAUUGUUAAAUAAUGAUUUAAAUUUUAAUCUGUGUACAUAUAUAUACAUACAUAUAUAUCGACUAUAUAUGUGCUAUUUAAUUUUAUUUUAUUUUUUAUAUUUGAAUUACUUGCUGCAUCCAUCCGAGAUGCCAAAUCCGCAUGAAUAUGGAGAAUCAAACUCCGCUACUUUAACUAUUGUAUUUUUUAGUAAGUCAAAUAAGCAAUGAAUUGUAUGAGAAGAGAGUAUAAUGCAUUAAACUUUUGUAUAUUUUCCUAUUUAAAUUAUCGGCUUAUAUGUUAUUAUUGUGUUUUUCACUCCGCACACAGCCAGCAACGAAAACCCAAACAAAGCGCCAAAAUAUUGCAUGCCAGAAAAUAAAAUCAUUUUUAGAAUGUUUUACACUUAAAGAACUACACAUUUUAUAAAAUUUUAUUAGAAUUUUUAUACAAAGGAUAUAUAAAACUAUACAAAUAGAUAUUCCAUUUAUAAGCCAAUAUAUAUUCUCACGAGCCACAACAAAUUGACGAAGACUGAUAUGGAGCAGUUUACUAUAAAGCAGCAGUUAAAACACGCAAAAUAUAAUUAUUGAAAAGCUUUUGUAAUCUCUUUUGGAUAGUGUCUUCUCUCGAUAUAUACUUAGAUAUAUAUUUAAAAUGCAAUAACGAAUUUAGUUGAACUAUAAGCACAGUUUUAUUGUAUUAACAUAUUUACAAGUGCCAUCGGCAUCCUUAUGCAUAUCCUUUAAAUAUCUUCUUCUCUUUAAUUUGCCAAAAGAAAGAAAUAGCGCAAAAUAAGACCAGGUCGCAGCGUUUUAAAGCAAACAUACACGAUUAGCACGCUCUGCAUUGUUAGUUCUUAAAUAUUGUGUUAUUUAAUUUGAUAAGACGCCAGCAUGGUAUACGACGAACGAAAGAGAAGGAAAUCUAUAUAUAAAUAUAAAAUGCCGGAUUUUUUGUACACACAUUUACACGACUAUAUUGAACACUCGAACUAUUUUAAAUAAAUUAUUAUUAACCCAAUAAACUAGCCAAAACAA